This is a messenger RNA of Caenorhabditis briggsae, 1326 nucleotides long. Bases 1 to 1326 code for a protein of 441 amino acids. The record is from RefSeq and is a predicted model, not a curated record. The transcript has 5 exons. NCBI's taxonomy places the organism in Eukaryota, Metazoa, Nematoda, Chromadorea, Rhabditida, Rhabditidae.
AUGAGCUUGCUACUCAACCCGAUUACCGUAGUUCCCCUGAUAGAAGCCCAUCCCAAAGCGUCAACUUUGAUCUCAAUUAUCUCGAUUUCUCUCAAGCUUGAGAAGGAGGCAAGUGAGAAACGGUGUCACCAACUUCAACAAGACCUCAACGAACUUCGAAGCAAGUAUGAGAGCAAUCUGAGCGAAACUCUUCGACUGCAGACUCCUAAUGGAAAAGUUCGCCAAAGCAGCUCGAGAUCCGAACGACGUCAGACUCUGUACAAACCGUCACCCGCCACAUUGGCUAACUAUGUGGAGGAGAGUGAAGUCGCUGAACGUCUUGACGAAGCUAACACGAUGAUCUGCAAAUUGGAAUCCGAGAAGCAGACGUUGCAAAGCAAGUGGGAGACCGCGACAGAGUCAUUCGUUGAAGCUGAAAAACAGAUCAAAGAGUUGGAAAGCUCAAAAAGCGUUCUGAUUACAGAAAAAGAGCAACUUUCGAAAGAGUUUGAUGCUGUCAGAAGAGAAAACGAGGAAAACGUUGAAAAGAUCAGCAAGAAUCGUAAAGAUCUGGACGGUUUACUACUCAAAAUUGCUGAGUAUGCCAAGGAAAUCGAGAACCGCAAACAGGAAAAAUUGACGAUCGAGGAAAAACAUGGAAAGGAGAUGGAUGAAAUCACCAAUCAUCAUAAAUCAGUGAAAGAAGAACUUCAGAGCCAAAUCAGGAACCUGUCUGCGAGCAAUUCAAAUUUUUCUGAGUCACAAAAAGAAGCUAACGAAAAAGAGGAGCUCCUGCAACAGCGGCUGCAAUCACUUUCAGAAGAGAAGAGUGCCCUUCAGAAGGAAUUGGCCAACAAGGCACAAUUAUUAGCUGAUGCCAAGAACGAUAUCAAAGAAUGUUCCAAGACUAGCUCUGAACUUCAUAGUAAAAUCGUCGAAAAGUCUGAGAUGAUAUCUACACUCAAGAAGAAAGUUGAGGAGAACGAUGCUGAACUCAAGAUCAAAGCGGAAUUGAUCGUUUCUUUGGAACAGGACAUUGCCAAGAAAGCCGAGUUGAUCAAACAACAAGCAGCGAAGCUGGAUGAAAAUGUCACCGAUAAACAGGACGAGAUAACUGAGCUGAAAAACCUGAAUGAGUUCUACUCGAAGCAACACGAUGAAGAUUCCCAUGCAAUCGCAAACAUGAUGAACACGAGGCAGGGCAAAUUGUCCUACGUUGAGAAGAUUCGUCUCGAUAAGAUGGAGCAAGAGAAGACAAUCAUCCAGCAGCGGGCCACAAUUGCUCGACUCCGAGAAGCCAAUAGACCAGUCCUUCGCAGUCGCAACCAGGAAGCAGCACCACAAUGA